Messenger RNA from Magnolia sinica, 1161 nucleotides. RefSeq lists its product as uncharacterized. The record is from RefSeq and is a predicted model, not a curated record. Bases 212 to 754 code for a protein of 180 amino acids. Lineage: Eukaryota; Viridiplantae; Streptophyta; Magnoliopsida; Magnoliales; Magnoliaceae. The transcript has 7 exons.
CGUCCGUUUUCACCUGUUGUCGAGUAGCCAUCCUGAUCCUCUUCCCAGAAGCUUUUACGAGAUUCGAGAUUCGAGAAAGAGAGAGAUUUCACAUCAUCACGUGGGAAGAUAGCGAUAAAAUGGCAUAAAGAGCUGUUGGGAGCCAGAAUCCAAGUCUCUUUCUGCUUCUGGUUGGUUAGUUUUGUUGGUUAAUAGAGAGAGAGAGAGAGCUAUGGAGGAUGUACAACCAGCUUCUUCUUCUAUGGAGGAUGUACAACCAGCUUCUUCUUCUUCUCCUUUGUCUUCUUCGACGAUCGCUUCGGAUCUUUUCGGUGGUAAGGAGUCUUCGGCUUCUGCAAAUACGUCUUCCCCUGGGAUUUUCAGCUCUUUGUUUCCACGGCCAGCUUCUACUAUGGUGAUGGGGAGGGAUUCAUCGCAUUUUGAUUCAUUUGGGUUGUGGAAGAGACAAAAUCCGGAGCUUCAGGUUUCGAAUACCAAGCAUGUGCCCGCAGACAGGAUAGACCAAGGCGGUGGAAAUGAAAACAAAAGCAUACCCAACAAGGACAAGAUCUCUGCUUAUCCGGAUGAAACAGUAGAGCCAUGCUUUCUCAGCUCCUCUCUAUACUAUGGUGGUCGAGACGUCUAUUCGCAUUCAAAUACCCAAGCUUCUGGAACACCUGCUAUUUUCAAAAAGGUUGAUGGAGAGGACCCCAAUGCGAGCAAUGGAAAUGAUGCAUCAAGAGGAAAUUGGUGGCAAGGAUCACUCUAUUACUAAAGCAUUUGCUCCCAGUGCUCGUGCAUUAACCUUCUACCAAGGAACAUGAGGAAGUUUGGGAGUGUUUUCAUCUGCCAUCUAUGAUACUAGAAAUAGCUGAUAUUAUGGGUAUGCCAUGCUGGGAGGGAUGCCGCAAAUGAUGCUUGUACUUCUGCCAAUAGAGGAAUACCAUCAGAGGACCACGUGCUCAGUUUUUGUUCUGAGCAGUAAUUAGGAAUGAUGCCUGUGAAACGUUUAAAGGACCUGUUGAAACUUUUGUCGUUGGACUGAUGCAGACUUAAAAAGUACAAAACUAUCUUUGCUUGGAAUGUUUUUCUUCCGUAUCUGGAAAUGCUUUAGGCUUUUACAGCCAACUUCAAUGGUAGAAAAUAUAGAAUAAAGAAGAAAUUCAGUAGUUUCAUGUGUUC